UUGUAUGGUUUGCCAACUUGCAUGUCUGUGUUUUAGAGUCCUUUGUUUUCAUAUUUCCUUAGAAAUUCUCGCUUUAAAGCACAACUCUAUCGACUCCAGAUUGCCUCUUCCGUAUAAAAAUUAAUGCGACUAAUCAAAACUAAGUGUGCAAGAAAGAUGUCAUCGGCAAUGUGAGAGCUGUCGAUCGAACUGAAUUUCAUUUUAUGGGAUUAUGACAUUUGUGCAUAUAAUACGGAUUUACAGAAAGUGAAAAAGUGCCUGUUAAAAGAAAGUACCUUUCACGCUGCUACACAAAAAGCAAUGUUGAUACAGACUGACUAGUGAGGACAUCGAUAUAUAAACGAAAUAAAUUCGAUAAUAAAGACAGUGACAGUGCUGCGAGUCUUAAUUAGAGUGUUGAAUAAAUGGUGCGGAGGAUAAUAAACAAGGAUAUGUACAGGGUGUGGGGUGUGCUCAUGUGAUGGGAGGCGUGGGGUGAGAGGUGAGGCGCACGGGCGCGGGCGCGGGCGCCAUGAACCCGCCGGCGCCCGGCAAAACGGCUACGCGCUCCGGAUACCACCAGAAGGCGCUUGCCGAAAUCAGAAACUCAUUGCUUCCCUUUGCGAACAUUGGAAACUCUGAACCGCCAGGUUCAUCAGCUGCUAGCACAGUUAGUUCAGGAGUGAGUUCGGGGUUUAGUUCUUCUUCGGGAAAUGGACUCGAUAAAGACUUGAAUGUGCUACCUCAAUCCUUGAACCAACUUAUUGCCUUGGGUUAUGAUGAGGACCCAGCUGUGAGGGCACUCAAAUAUGCAGGAGGGCGUUUUGAUGCAGCUCUCGAUUAUUUGUCGAAACAGCAAGAACCUCUCAACGGCGUCCUCAAAAGCAGUAACUUGAGUGCUCUUGGCACCAAACUUAUCCGGAAACCUAGUCUAGAGAGAGAGAUAAAUCUACAUCGUGGUAGUCCUGCACUUGAUUCAGGUGCUGGUAGCUCCCGGUCUGAUAGUCCGCGUCAAUCGGAGCCACCGCCGCUACCACACGAGAAGCUGUCGCGACAGUAUUCGCCUUCAGGUUUCUCAGAACCACCGCCACCUCCGCCGCCGCGAUGUCCGUCCACGCCGCCGGUGCUGCCUUCCGUGCAGCAACUGCUCAAGCGCAUGUCGCCGGCGCCACCUCUACCACCGGCGCGGGGCACCAGUCCCGUGGCGGCCGCGGCACCCACGCCGCCUGCCAGACAACCCAUGAUUGUACAAAAUGGACCUCAAGUGCAACAGCAGCUUACGCAGCAGAUACAAGCUCUCAGUAUCUAUCAAACGGGUGGCGGCGGCGAACUUCCACCGCCGUAUCCGAUGUCGGGUGCGCCGCCACCUCCUCCCUACUCGGUCUCUAUCCAAAAUCGUCAAAGCCCAACCCAGUCGCAGGAUUACAGGAAGAGUCCAUCGUCGGGGAUCUAUUCAGGAGGCACCUCCGCCGGCUCGCCGAGUCCAAUUACGGUAACGCAAUCGACUGGUUCAGCCGCGGGAAUGACUCGCCCCACGCCGCUCCAGGCGUGGACCGCGAGACAAGCGGUGCAGCCUCCUAUCAUCAUGCAGUCUGUGAAAAGCACACAAGUUCAGAAACCGGUACUACAAACGGCGAUAGCACCGGUUGCCCCACCGCCAGCCACCAGUGCCGGAGCACCCCCACCCCCUCCUUCGUACGCGAGCUCCAUCCAACAGAAGCAGGCACAGACUCCGCCCAGCUACCCGUCGGCACCGAAGCCGUCGUCUCCUGGCUCCACACCUACCGCGAUUCCUCCCGCCGUCCCGACCACGGAGCCACCAAGUUAUGCGAUCACGAUGCAAGUGCUCGCCGUUCAACGCGGCAUGCACCCCGUCCCGCCGCCUCCGUACGGUAACCAAGCCGACAACACGACUACUGUUAAUUCCCACCAUUCUCCUUUACAUAAGAAAAUUUCGAAUAACUGUGACGGUAAACCUGAAUCGUCACAAGGGCCGCACGAAAUUAAGUGUCCCAACCAGAACUGUACGAAUAAUCUCUUAAAAGACAACGUCGCGGCCUCCGGCUCCGACAAAGGCUCUAACGGAUCAUCGGACAGACGACCAAAAAUGUUAGAUAAGAUAAGGCAUCAAUCGCCAAUACCGGAACGCAGAAAUUACAGUAAAGAAAAAGAAGACGAGAGAAGAGAUUGUAAAGUCCGAAAUUAUUCACCGCAAGCUUUCAAAUUUUUUAUGGAACAGCAUGUGGAAAACGUUUUGAAAUCUUAUAAACAGAGACUGUUCAGAAGGAUGCAACUCGAAAAGGAGAUGAGUAAAAUAGGUCUAAGUGCAGAAGCUCAGUGUCAGAUGAGAAAGAUGCUGUCCCAGAAGGAAUCCAAUUAUAUUCGAUUGAAAAGGGCCAAGAUGGACAAGUCUAUGUUUACUAAGAUUAAGCCUAUAGGUGUGGGAGCAUUUGGGGAGGUGACGUUGGUGAAAAAGAUCGAUACUAGUCAUCUGUAUGCCAUGAAGACACUUCGGAAAGCUGACGUGCUAAAGAGAAAUCAAGUGGCACACGUAAAAGCCGAAAGAGACAUAUUGGCGGAGGCAGACAACGAAUGGGUCGUCAAGCUUUAUUACAGUUUCCAAGAUAAAGAUAAUCUGUAUUUUGUAAUGGACUAUAUACCGGGCGGGGACCUUAUGUCCUUAUUAAUAAAAUUAGGAAUAUUCGAGGAGAAUCUCGCUAGGUUCUACAUUGCAGAGUUGACGUGUGCUGUUGAAAGCGUGCACAAAAUGGGUUUUAUCCACAGAGACAUCAAGCCAGAUAACAUAUUGAUAGAUCGUGAUGGUCAUAUAAAGUUAACAGAUUUUGGUCUAUGCACCGGUUUUAGAUGGACGCACAACUCCAAAUAUUAUCAAAGGAACGAUCAUGGACGACAAGACUCAAUGGAUCCAGUGGAUGGAGAAUGGGGGGCUAUGGGCGAAUGUCGAUGUUAUCAACUCAAACCCUUAGAAAGGCGGCGGAGAAGAGAACACCAGCGGUGUUUGGCCCAUUCGUUAGUGGGAACCCCAAACUAUAUUGCGCCAGAAGUCUUGCAGCGGACUGGAUACACGCAGCUUUGCGAUUGGUGGUCGGUUGGAGUUAUAUUGUACGAGAUGUUGGUUGGGUCGCCGCCGUUCCUGGCGCCGACCCCCGCAGAGACGCAACUCAAGGUGAUCAAUUGGGAGAGUACACUACACGUACCUGAUGCAGCCAACUUAUCCCCAGAGAGCAAAGACCUCAUUCUGCAGCUAUGUUCUGGUCAAGACACAAGGCUUGGCAAAGAUGCCAAUGAAGUAAAAAACCAUCCCUUCCUCAAGGGCAUCGAUUUUGACAAAGGAUUGAGGAAUCAGGUUGCUCCUUACAUCCCGAGGAUUGAAUACCCAACAGACACAUCCAACUUCGACCCCAUUGAUCCAGAUAAGCUCAGGAACUCUGGUAGCUCAGAUUCAAAUAAAUCAGACAGUGAACUAUUAGACAAUGGCAAGACUUUCCAUGGUUUCUUUGAGUUCACAUUCAGAAGAUUCUUUGAUGAUGGCUAUACGAGCAAAAUCAAUUUGGAUGACAAUGAUAAUCAAGGACCUGUGUACGUGUGAUAUCAACUGUGCAAAUAGACAAUCGGACUAACUCAUAGGAUUAUAUUUUUACAAAGUGUGUGCCUUUGACUCUCUCUAUUAAAACACUAGUAAGUUUUGUAAACGUAACGAAUAUAACGUAUUUAAUAAAUAAAAAAAAUGUUAAUAAUCCCGGUGAUAAUGUUGUAAUAUUGUAUCGUUAUCAGUUCGUAAGGAUAAUAUUAUACGAGUGUAAUAUAUACGGAUGGAUCGUAGUAGUGCAUAAUUCUUGAUGGUGCUGUUGACGGGGCCGUGAAUGUGCUUCGUUCUAAUAUCGUUUCAUUCACUUGUAUACUGUAUUUUUGUAACUAGAGAAAUUAUUUAUGAAAUAAGGAAAAGCUUAUUUGAUCUAGCAAAUGUUUUUGAUAGUGUCAUUAUAUUUUCUUAUGUAUUUAUCAUGUUAGGUCGCUUAAAAUGUGUGUUUGUUUAUAUAAUUGUAACUUAUAAAGUCGUUAUAAAUAAUCAAACUGGAAUCGGCGUAAAGUUGUACUGUGCUUCCAUUUGUCUGUUGGACACUAGCUCAUAUUGUGUGCCUUAGUAUUGAAGAAUUGUAUAUUGAAAGUGUAUUUAGGGGAAGUAAAUGUUUGUACGACUUUAUUAGCAGUCAGCUCGGCAACGUGUAAAGAGUGCAAUACGUAUUUAUUUAACACAACUUGAACUCUUGUUAUCUUCGUUUUCGAAGAUUUUUAGUUUGUCAAUCGGAUACUAUGAGCACAUUUCAGUCAAAUGCUAGUAUUAAAACGUGCAACUUUAAGUUAUUUAUGUUUACACUAACAAUAUUCAAUUUACGAAUGUAUUAGCAAAAUAUUUAUCAUCAGUAAUUGUUUUUUGGCAACACUAAAUAUUCUCCCUUU
Bombyx mandarina (wild silkworm) is the source of this 4461-nucleotide messenger RNA. It is a transcript of the gene wts, whose product is annotated as serine/threonine-protein kinase warts. Gene Ontology annotation, biological process: hippo signaling; regulation of organ growth; peptidyl-serine phosphorylation. Lineage: Eukaryota; Metazoa; Arthropoda; Insecta; Lepidoptera; Bombycidae. Gene Ontology annotation, molecular function: ATP binding; protein serine/threonine kinase activity; protein binding. The record is from RefSeq and is a predicted model, not a curated record.